AUGUCGCCGCCACCCGCAGAGGUCAUCCAAGCCUUUGGCCUCCAAGGCCAGCCUGAGCCCGUCGCUGGUGGGCGCGGGCUAUGCUACCUCGUCGACGGGAUAGUCUUCAAGCCCUCGGAUGGCGACGCAGAAGCCCAGUGGGUCUCCGAGCUCGCCAUGAAGCUGCUGGACCGGUCCCCUUCAGCCUACCGGCUCUCCAGACCGCAGUCGGUCCAGGGCCAACCAGGCACGUUCGUCUGGCGCGGCUGGACCGCGUCGUCCUUCGUCUCCGGCACUGCCGUCGGCAAGCAGCCGCCGGGGUCGUCCACCGGCCCCUUCGAGAGCAUCUUCCGCGCGAGCCGCGCCUUCCACGCCGACGUCGCCGAGCUCGUCCCCGAGCGGCCGCCCGCCAUCACGCCGGGUCAGGCGAACCGGUGGCGCGAGGCCGACAGCGUGACAUGGGACGAGAAGGCGCUGGGGCAGGUCGAAAACAUCGACGCCGGCGUCCUGGCGCGCUUCCAGCCCCUCCUGGACAGGCUGGCCGCCGCCAAGAGGCCGCUGGACGACGACUGCGAGGCGCAGCUGGUCCACGCGGACCUGACGGGGAACGUGCUGCUCGCGCCCGGCGUGGCGCCAGCCAUCAUCGACCUGACGCCGUUCUGGAGGCCGGCGGCGUACGCCGAGGCGGUCGUCGUCGCGGACGGGCUCGCGUGGUGUGGCGGCGGGCGCGAGCUGGUUGCGCUAUAUGGCACCGAUGGGGUGAGGGCGCAGUUGCUGGUCAGGGCUAUGUAUUGGCGGUGUCUUACCUUCGCUAUCGACCCGGAUCUGGGAUGGGUCGAGGCCAAUCUCCCGAGGGCGGAUUAUGUGGGUGCGGUGCAGGUUAUGUUCGAUGUCUUGGGGCUUGAGGGGCCAAGUUAG
Phialemonium atrogriseum is the source of this 897-nucleotide messenger RNA. Its product is annotated as phosphotransferase family protein. The record is from RefSeq and is a predicted model, not a curated record. The coding region runs from base 1 to 897 and encodes 298 amino acids. NCBI's taxonomy places the organism in Eukaryota, Fungi, Ascomycota, Sordariomycetes, Cephalothecales, Cephalothecaceae. The transcript has a single exon.